This is a messenger RNA of Leguminivora glycinivorella, 2321 nucleotides long. RefSeq names its product NGFI-A-binding protein homolog (gene nab). The record is from RefSeq and is a predicted model, not a curated record. Gene Ontology annotation, biological process: negative regulation of DNA-templated transcription. Gene Ontology annotation, molecular function: transcription factor binding; transcription coregulator activity. Lineage: Eukaryota; Metazoa; Arthropoda; Insecta; Lepidoptera; Tortricidae. Gene Ontology annotation, cellular component: nucleus.
UUUGUGUUUUUAAAUUUGCGUAUAGUUGAUGUGUGCGAGCGAGAGGGAGAUGGAGAGUCCGGGCGAGGAAGCGGGACGGAGCGCCGCCCCCGCCACGAACGGGUCCAAUAAGAUCAUCGGUCGCAACGUGAAUGGAACCAUGGUGGUGACAUCCCGACCAUCCAACGAGGCAGAGCUGCAACUGUAUCGCGUCAUGCAGCGUGCCAGUCUACUUGCGUACUACGACACGCUACUCGAAAUGGGCGGUGACGAUGUCCAACAACUAUGCGACGCCGGCGAAGAAGAGUUCCUCGAGAUCAUGGCCCUCGUCGGCAUGGCGUCCAAGCCGCUCCACGUGCGCCGCCUGCAGAAGGCCCUGCAGGAGUGGGUCAACAACCCCGCGCUCUUCCAGAUCCCCAUAGUGCCCCUCUGCCCCACCGAGAACCCCUUCGUCUGCAACCAAAGAUUACUCAACAUGCCCACGCUACCUAGUCUCCCCCGCACAGUCAGCUCCCCAGAAAGCAGGCCAAUGUACAGCCCUUCCCCUGGCGCCCCAGAAAACAGCUGCGGCAGCACAGCUUCCCAACCUAAUGCUAGUCCUGUCCAUAAUAAUUUUACAAAAAGUCUACCGUCCUCCCCUGCAGCAGCCCCUGUCACAACCACCGCUUCCAGAAGUUUCUCCCCUCAAUCCGCCUGCCCUCCUUCAGCAGGCUCUAGUCCAAGCUCAGUAACAUCCCCAGUCCAGUUAACCCCAGUGUUAUUAGACGUCCAUGUUCAAAAAUUAGCGGCCGCGGCGGAGAAGUUAAGCAAGCAUUUGCCGCAGCUAGAACCAAAGCCUCAGAACACGAAGAAGAAGAUGUGCAAAGACUUGGAGCUGGUGAUGAUGAUGCCGGAAGCGGAUCCGAGAAGGAUGGAGGAGAUUAGGAAGUACGCGGCGAUAUACGGCAGGUUCGACUGCAAGAGGAAACCGGAGAAGCCUUUAACGCUGCAUGAGGUGAUGGUAAACGAAGCAGCGGCACAAAUGUGUCGAUGCGUCCCCGCGUUGCUGACACGCCGCGAUGAGUUGUUCCCUCUAGCACGGCAACUAGUACGGAGAGCUGGCCUCCAUUACUCUAAGCACGGCCUUCCCCCUACGGCAGCCGGUAACGAGGAGGCCGAAGAUGACGCGACUGCGGCUAAGCGACCCCGCCAGGAUGGCGAGGACGGCAACGGCAUCCGCGCCAGUCCUGACGCUGCUCGGAGCAACUCCAAUCACAGUUGGUGGGGCGUGAAGGCGGAGAGCGACGACGCAGAUUCAAGGUGUUCUUACUCCAGCACCAGCACUCCACCACCGAUAAAUGACGCGGAAGAAAGACCGCAAGUGGUGGCAGCUCGAGGGGACAGCAUCAUAGCUGUUGCGAAUCCCGCUCUCCAACCACCGCCGCCGCCCCAUCCCGCGAGGAACCACUCCAACUGACCAUAGUGCCUACGACUUCAGGAAAAGAAUAACAUAAGAAACAGAGCAUUCAAAGAUGGAUUGAUGUUUUUAUCGUGCUUAUUGAAGUCCUUGUCAAAGAGACAGUAUGAUAGCUACUAUCAGACCCUGCCCUGUAAUGAACCUCAAACAGACCAUUGUGCCUAAGAUCUUAGGCAAAUCAUUUUAUGGGGAGGUACUUAGGAGAGAAUCUUAGCAAAGAACAGUGUUUCUCCGUGGCGAAAUCUGCAUUCCAUCCACCAACAUCGGACCCAACAACCAUAUGUUGAGGCUGAUAAUUUAACUGGAAAUCUCUAUUUAAUCGGCGAAGAAAUUGUAACACUGCUAUCAAAAAGACUUGUGAAGAAAAUUUAUUUUAUCAUGGCUGUGGUGAAUCCUGGCGAUUUCGACGAAUAAAAUGUACUCUGAAAGAUAAAUGUACCUAUCAACUGAACUGCGUUGAAUUGGUGGAAACGGGUGAACAAAGAGUUUUCCCGCUGAGAUCGGCCAACCACUGGACUGCCACUGACCUAACAAGACACCUUUGCUAUGGACAAUACUGUUCCCAAUAUGUAAUUCGAGAGAUAAAGGCCCUGAAAAAUACUUUGGAGAAAGCAAAGACUUGUUUAGAGAAACAAUGUGGAGAAAAUAAAACAAUGAAUUAGACAGCAACCACCGCCGCCACCCCAUCCUGCGAGGAACGAACGAGGAAUGAAUUAAAAUGAAAGAAAUAUCGCUAUCGGCGAAUAAAUCGUGAAGACCGGAAGCAUGCCCAUACAAAAUUUAGUUCCUUGAAUAUUGCGCCAUGUUAUAAUAGUACAUUGUGCAACAAAGGGAGGAAGUUGAAUAUUACUAACGAGAGUAAGUUAAAUCGCGACGGCUUUCUGCC